Molecule: messenger RNA, 1558 nt
Organism: Arachis ipaensis
Lineage: Eukaryota; Viridiplantae; Streptophyta; Magnoliopsida; Fabales; Fabaceae
Source: RefSeq, a predicted model, not a curated record
AAGAUUAAAAAUAAUUAACAUUAAUCAAGAUAAUACAAUUAAAUUCCUCCAUUCAAAAUCGAACAACUCAUAAAGGAUAUUCAAUUCUCUAAUUGAGGAAUGGCUAGAGAAUUCACUCACUUUUUAACAAGACAAAAUAAAAAGAAAUCUUGUUUGAUACAUAGCUGUCCACUUGGCCACACAUUUUUCACAUCUGAAAAUGGGCAUCCAGCUAGGGACAUGAACUCAUCUCCCUUUGCAUGAGUGAACCAUAUUCUAUAUAGUUAUUGCUUCUUAACUCCUUACUAUCGUUCAUUACCCAGUACUAUACAUGUCUCUUUCACUUUCAGCUUCGGUUCCAGUGAUGCCUUCGACUCAACGGGCUCCUUCUAACUCAAAGCGACGCUCUGUAAAUUUUGCUCCUAACAUUUGGCAUGAUACUUUCCUGAAAUAUGCUGAUUCCGAAUCUUUGGAAGUGAAUGAAAUCAUGAAGCAAGAAGUUCAAAUGCAUAAAGAGAAAGUGAAGAUGAAUUUGUCUUCUAACGACAAUAAUAUCUUACAAAAGCUAAGCUUAAUUGAUUCAAUUCAACGAUUGAGUAUAUCUUAUCAUUUUGAAAAUGAAAUUGAUAGGAUAUUAGUACAAAUUCACAAUGAUUUUACUAACAAAGAUCUUGCUAUAGAGGAACGUGACCUUCACUUUAUUACAUUAUUUUUUCGUUUACUCCGACAAAGAAGAUAUAACAUUUCAUUAGAUAUUUUCAACAAAUUCAAGAAUAAAAAAGGAGAAUUCGAUGAAAUAAUUGUUGUUCAAGAUGUUAAAGGAAUGUGGAGCUUGUAUGAGGCUGCACAAUUAAGAGUUUAUGGGAAAGAUAUAUUAGAGAAAGCACAUGAAUUCACAUACAAUAAACUUAAGUCUAUCACCAAUCAAUUGAGUUCAUCUCUUGCUGAUCAAGUCAAUCAAAGCUUAGUACAACCUUUUCACAAGGCAAUUCCAAGAAUGAAGGCAAGGUCAUAUAUGUCUUUUUACGAAGAAAGUUCUACUCAUGAUAAAGUUCUUCUAAAGUUUGCAAAACUAGAUUUCAAUAUGCUACAAAAAUGGUACCAGAAAGAAGUUGGUAGUGCCACCAAGUGGUGGGAAAAGUUAGAAUUUUCGAAAAAGGUCCCUUAUGUAAGAGAGAGGAUAGCUGAGUUAUACUUCUGGCCAUUUGCUAUGAACUCUGAGCCUAAAUAUACUACUUUUAGAAGGGUGGUGGCCAAAGUGGUUCAAUGGAUGACUAUAUUUGAUGAUACUUAUGAUGUCUAUGGAACAAUCGAAGAACUUGAGCUCCUCACACAGGCAAUCCGAAGAUGGGAUAUUAGUUACAUUGAAUCUCUUCCAGAAUGCUUUAAGGUGAUUUUUAAUUCAAUUGUGGAACUUGUUGAUGAAAUAAUAGAGUUAAAUGCUGGAAGCGGAGAAUCAGACUUGAUAUUGCAAUGUCUCAAACAGGCCGUAGGCUUUAUUUCUUACUUUUUUUAAUUUUAAAUUAAUUAUUAUAUUCAUUAAUCAUCAUUUUAAUGAAGUAUUCAUCAAUUAAUUUAU